UAGGAGGAUAGAUUAGUAAAUUAGUAAACAGUGAAAAUUAAUUGUCUGGGAAACAUAAUAAAACUAAUAAACGCCUUUAAAGUUUAAUUCAGUUGAAAAUUGAUCAACAAUCAAAAACACCGUUAUAAUUAAUUGCUUUUCAUUCAUUCUUGUUUUAAGUGGCAUUUUUUUUUCAUCAACUUGAGUUGAUUAACUUUUCAAUUAAUUACUCAGUUGAUUGUUGCCUCUUGUUUACAGUUUAUUUACACAGUUUUAAAGGUUAAUUGUGAGACUUUGUAUUUAGUGCUUAUUAUUUUUCAACAAUUAACUGUGGUUAAUGAGAUUAACAAUCAAUGAUACAAUUAAAAUCCAUUUUCUUAACUUUCUUAUUUAUAUUGAAAGGGGGGCAAACAGCUGAUAUUAAGUCAUUAGAAUGUAAUUUUACCGUUGACCUGUGUGAUUGGAUUGACCCAACAGCGGUAGUUUGGACAAUUGGUAACUAUGAGAGCGCAUCCUUUGGUCAACCAGUCAAGGAAGUAGCUAACGGAGGAUUCAUCUCAAUUAAUGUUCCAUACACGAACAAAUAUCUACUAGAAUCACCGAUAAUCGAUAGCGACAUUGAACCAUUUUGUAUAUAUUUCAAUUAUUAUAUGUUUGGUCCGUUAACGGGAUCGUUAACACUGGAAGCAGUUAAAUCGGAUACGGAACAAGGUGCUACUAUUAAGACUGAGAAAAGUAUAUGGAAACGUGAAGGUUCACAAUAUGAUGAUUGGAUUCUCGGUAAAUAUCACGUAUCACCAAUUAAAGGAAAAGGGGAUUUUCUGAUACAAUUUACAGCUACUUCGGAGGAUAUUGCUUUAGGUCCAAUUAGCGCUAGACCGGGUUCAUGUGAAUACAAUAACGAUUGUGAUUUUGAAGAUUCAUCUCUAUGCUUUUGGAUAGUUGAACCCGAUUAUAAGAGUAACUUUCGUUGGUUUAUAUCCAAUGGAAUAGAUUCUUCUAAAGAUGAUUUGGUUGGAAUUGAUGUAACGACAGAAACUGAUAUUGGUCAUUUCAUGAGAACACCAAAGGAAGGCAACAUUAAAUCAACAAGUUCAAUCAAUCCAACAAUCUAUUUAGUUCCUAAUGAAGCGAAAUGUUUAUCAUUUUACUUUUACAAGUCGAGUGAUGUUUCUGAUAUUUUAGAGAUUGACUUUAUUGGUACAAGUACUACAGCUCGAAAAAUGAUCUGGUCUUCAAGUUCAGUGGUCAUUACUAAACAAUGGAUUCCAAUUAAUAUAAAUUUACAUCCACAUGAUGAUGAUGAUUAUUUUAAGGUCUCAUUGAGAGCGGAACGUUUCACCAACGGUGCAACUCCGAUUGCGAUAGAUGAACUUAGGAUAAGUCCACAAUCCUGUGUCCCAAUCGGAUCAUGUGAUUUUAAUUCAGGUCUUUGUAACUAUCAUGUCAACAAAGGUAAAUUACUGGUUGGUUUUGGACGAUUAGCUGAUCCCCUCGCAAUUAAAUGGGACCCAUUGAGAAAUGUUGAUCCAUAUGAUUUGUUUGUUUACACUGCAACUGAAUUGUCCGGUGAAUCGGUUGAAUAUUCAUUGCAAAGUCCAACGAUUUUCCAAUCGACGAAACAAUGUUUGACCUUUUCAUAUGUAGUAGGUUUCGUUGAAAAAGCUUCAUUCACGAUUAACUUGAUACCAAUUGAUACGAAAACGCCGUUAACAAUUUGGACAAUGGACGAUAAAACUAUCCAAGAAUCAUGGAACUCGAUUGAACUUUCGAAACCAUUGACUGAUUACACAUCGAAACCUUUUAAAUUAUCGUUCGAUUUUAGUGGAAAACAGUUAUUCUUGGGCAUUGAUGAUGUUUUACUAAUUCCAUGUAUCAAUGGAUCAACAGAUCGACCUUAUAACUCUUGCGAUAAUUACGAUGGUUUAAUUGAUGAUCGUUGUAUCAAUAUUGUUCCUUCACACUUUAAUAAUUGGCAAUUUAUGGAUACAAAUGCGUUGAGACAAAACGUAACUCCGAUUUUCAAUGCAACCGAUGAUCAAGUGUUGGCAUUUGACUUAUCGAUUCAAUCUCGAACUGAAUCAAUGUCCUACUUUUACAUUUCCAAUCUAAAACCGUAUACACAUUAUUGUCUUAAAUUCUGGUACAUUAUUGAUGGAAACUUGAAAUUAAAUCUGUGGAAAGAUAAUUUUAAAGAUGAUUUUGAUGAAUAUCUUAUAACUGCCCCUUGGUUUCAACUUAAUCACCAUUUUGGUCUUAAUUGGGAUCAGGCAAAGAUUCAAAUUGAUCAUGUUAGUCCUGAGACUAUGAUUAUCUUUGGUGCGAGUUAUGGUUCUGAGUCAAAUGGAGCAAUUAUCAUCGAUGGAUUAGAUUUGAUUGAAGGUGAAUGUUCAUUAGAUUAUGGAUAUUUUUGUGAUUUUGAAAGUAACAAUUGCAUUUGGAAUAAUUUUCUCGACGGAAAAUUGGCCAUAACUGGAAUGGGUAAAGUGUACGAAGCGGGAACCAACUGGAUUAAAGUUGUGGGUAAAGGCAGGUUACCUAAUAGAGAUUCAUCAAAAUCCAUCGACGGUCAUUAUUUGACCCUUCAAAGUGUUGCCGGUGAAAAGGCGAUUUUCUCAUUCCCACCAAUAUAUUUAGCCGAUAAUUCAAGUGAAUUGUGUUUAACAUUUGAUAUUUAUCCUGUUGCAACCAAUAAUCUGGAUGUGGUCAUUGAACAGAGUGGGAUUAUCACCUUGGUGGAGACCUUGGCUGUACCUAAGACAUGGAUGUGGUUAGUUUCACAAACUUUACUCAAAUUCAAUCCCAAAUUGGGUAAAGUUGCUCAUGUUUAUCUUAUUGGUUCAGGAUCUCUUGCAAUCGAUGAUUUAUCAAUUAAAAUGGGUGAAUGUUCACCGCAACAAUUUACUUGCAAUGAUGGUGAAGUAAUUAAAGCAUCUAAAGUUUGUGAUCAUGUUGUCGAUUGUUCAAACGGUGAAGAUGAAUCUAAUUGUGGUUCUUGUGAUUUUAAAGAAGAUUUUUGUAAUUAUGAAUUUGAUGAAGAUGCUUAUUGGUCACUCAAUGAUGGACAAGUUCAAGUUCAACAAAAACAUGGAGGAAUUUGGGGAUCAGUGACUUCGGGGUUGACCAGUCCACUAUUAGGACCAACUUCACCUUCCUGUAAAUUACAAUUCGAGUGCAAAAAUAGACUGUCUGAUGGAGAUAGUCAACUGAAAGUGUUAUUAGUAUUUCAAGAUGGCCGAGAAGUUGAAGUUUGGGAUGAAGAAAUGGUCUCUGUUAUUGAAAACGAUCUUGUUCAAAUUGAUUUGGGUCGAAUACCGAUUAUGUUUAAUAUUCGAUUCUUUGCAGAGUUAAGUGUGUAUUUCUUUGAGCGAAAAUCUUUUUCAUUCGGUCCGAUUAAAAUGAUCGAUUGUGGUUACGAGGAUACCAAAAGUUCAGGUGAACAAUAUUCGUGUAAAAAUGGUCGUCUCAUUGAUUUAGAUCGCGUUUGCGAUUCUUCAAUUGACUGUGCUGAUGGAGAUGAUGAGUUGAAUUGUGAUAAAGUGAAAAUUUAUUCCUUCGAAGAUACCAAAUCUCCAAACUAUUGGAUUGAUCUUACAAAUGAUAGAAUCAAAUGGUCUCAUGUAAAGGCCGUAGGAUCGAUAGUGUCAACUCCUCCAAGAGAUCAUUCAAUCGGUCUACCGAAUGGCGGUUAUAUGGCCGUUUAUCCGAUCAAAGACUUUACCAACUCAAUGUUAUCCAAUAAAGAGAUAAGUUUAAUCGGUCCUGAGUUGACAAAUAUUGAUGGUUGUUCAAUGGUCUUUUAUUAUAAUAUCGCUGGUGUUACUCUGAUUGUCUCGGUCUUGAACAAUACAAGUACAAUGGACUUAAUGUCGAUCCCGCCGAGUUCAUCUUUCGGCUUUAAACGUCAAAGAAUCACAUUGAAAAAAGGUGAUAUCGAAGGUGAAUUCAACUUCGUUUUCAAAGCUCAAUAUCCAUCGAGUGAUUCUACAUUCGCGAGAUCAUAUUAUGCUGCGAUUGACGAUGUUGUCAUUGAUUCUUCAUGUUUCUCAAAUUCUAAUAUUGAUCCAGUUGAUCCAAAAUCUAAGUGUACCAACGAUGAAUAUCAUUGUAAAAAGGAUGAUAUUUGUAUCGCAAGGGAAAAGGUUUGUGAUUAUCGUUCUGAUUGUUCAGAUGAUUCGGAUGAAAUUAAUUGUGGCCCAUGUUCAUUCAAUCAAUCAUCAACAUCUCUUUGUGGUUGGAAAAAUGAAGGUGAAGAUUAUUGGGUUUUACUUGAUGAUUACAGUGGUGAUCUUGAUGCAAUUCGAGUGCCAGUUACCGAUAAGCCAGAACAUUUCAUUAUUCCCGAUAGACGAACAUCUGAAAUUCAAUCGAUACUCACAUCACCAAAACUUGGACCAACUUCUUCCGGUUGUAAAUUUAGCUUUAAAUAUUUCGUUCGUCCAUACGCAACCAUGUCCAUUAAGAUAAAAAAUGAUCAAGAUUUAAAUUCGCAACUUUUUGAGGUACUCGAAUCAAAGACCUAUUGGGCUUCCGAAGAAUAUCCAUUGAGUUCAUUUUCUCCUGGAUAUUAUAUUCAAUUCGUUUUGGACAUUACUUCGACCAAUUUGUUUGAGAAACUUUCACCCGCGGGAUUAGCUGAAUUUCAGUUUAAAAAUUGUGACCCGGCCAGCCAUCCGCCGACAACAACCCUGCGGCCAAUUAUUAUCACUACAACUCCGUCGGUAAUAACAACAGAUCCAACAACUCAUAUUAUCACCGAAUCCCAGUCCAUCGACACGACGAUACCAAUAAUCAGACCAACAAUGCGACCAGAGACUACACCUCAUGAUAGCAUAGCUCCAACUGAUUUUCCAAUAACAAUUAAUCCAUAUGAAAAUCCUAAAUCCGAUGGAGUUCAUCUUGGUUCAGCGCCAAUCGUUUUACUCGCAAUUGGAACCAUUGUUUUGGUGACCAUUUUUGCAGCACUUUUGGUGAGAAGACGAAUCUUUGGCCGAAAUUAUUCCCCCAAUGGUGUAAUCCCGUUAUUGGAGACAAACUUUAGAUAUGAAGAAGGUCAAGAUCACGAUGGUACAAUAAUUAGUUUUGUCAAUUUAAAAAAUUCUGAUGAACAAAAUCCACUUUACUGAUUUUCAAUCUCUAAAAGAAAUAUUGUUUAAAGGUUAAUCGGUAAAGUAUUUUUAUCGAAACCUGCAAAUGUAAAUAUCAAUCAAUAUGAAAUCAAUUAUAUUUAUUAAUUUCUUGACAAUAUUUUGUUUACCCAAACAUAUAAACAAAAAGUUUGAUCAUCUUUUGAGAGAAAACCAAAAAUAUCAACUCGAUUAUAAGACAAUGGAUUUGGAGAAACUAAUUUGAUAGUUACAAAAAUUGAUAAUAAAUAACAUUUUUCAUGUGGAUGUCAA
Messenger RNA from Panonychus citri (citrus red mite), 5378 nucleotides. Its product is annotated as apical endosomal glycoprotein-like. The record is from RefSeq and is a predicted model, not a curated record. The coding region runs from base 333 to 5105 and encodes 1590 amino acids. Gene Ontology annotation, molecular function: protein binding. NCBI's taxonomy places the organism in Eukaryota, Metazoa, Arthropoda, Arachnida, Trombidiformes, Tetranychidae. The transcript is spliced from 4 exons. Gene Ontology annotation, cellular component: membrane.